Molecule: messenger RNA, 810 nt
Organism: Clunio marinus
Lineage: Eukaryota; Metazoa; Arthropoda; Insecta; Diptera; Chironomidae
Source: the annotation of a GenBank genome assembly
AUGAAAUCGUUUCGACUCAUUUUGGCAGUUACUGCAUUGUGUUCACCAGCACUAUCACUUCAGUUCAACUGUUUCUUUCUUAAAUUAAAUAGUUCUCUGGUUUGGGAGGAAAUUUACUCCGGUAAUUGUGCGGUCCAUCAUACAACUGGAAAUCCUAUCGCGCUUGUAGUAGUGGAUGCAAUACAUUUACCAGGAUUCGAUAACAAUGAUGUUGAAAGCAUUUUCAUUCAAGACUUUUCUCAAAAUUUGCAACAAUUUCCUUCAAACAUCGACCACUUUUUCCCAAACUUAUUUGACAUUGUCCUUGUCGAUUCUGGAUUGCCUACAAUAACAGCUGAAGAUCUCAAACCUUUUCCAGCUCUAACUCGUUUAGUGUUGAAUGGAAACAGGAUUUUACACGUAGAUGGAAAUUUGCUUCAGCAUACGCCCAACAUAAGAGUAGUAGAAUUUUCGAAUAAUCAAAUUGAGACAGUAGGACUUGGGUUGUUCGAAGGUUUGAGAGGUUUUACAGAGCCUGGAAGUUUGGUAUCAUUUUUUAGAAACACAUGCAUAGAUGAAUUUGCUGGAGGUCCGGAACAAAUCGCAGUUCUCAUUCAAAAUUUAGAAAGAGAUUGUCUUCCACCCAUCACUACAACAACAACAACUGAGGCAGCAGUUGAUGAAUGUCCAUUGAGUUGUCGCACAUCAAUUGAUUCAUCGUUCAAUGAAAUUGAAUAUUUGAGACAAAAAGUUUCGACAUCUGAAUCGAGAAUUGAACAGUUGGAAAUGCAAAUGCAGGAAAUUCUUGAGAAAGUUCAAUUAAAGAAAUGA